This is a messenger RNA of Westerdykella ornata, 1065 nucleotides long. Its product is annotated as ariadne RING finger. Lineage: Eukaryota; Fungi; Ascomycota; Dothideomycetes; Pleosporales; Sporormiaceae. The transcript has 2 exons. Gene Ontology annotation, molecular function: ubiquitin conjugating enzyme binding; ubiquitin protein ligase activity; zinc ion binding. The record is from RefSeq and is a predicted model, not a curated record. Gene Ontology annotation, biological process: positive regulation of proteasomal ubiquitin-dependent protein catabolic process; protein polyubiquitination; ubiquitin-dependent protein catabolic process. The coding region runs from base 1 to 1065 and encodes 354 amino acids. Gene Ontology annotation, cellular component: cytoplasm; ubiquitin ligase complex.
AUGGCUACCGACGACCCAGAACUUGAGAAUCCCCCGCCGGGAGUAGUGGAGAGACCACGCGCCGUAUUGAUCGAAGAUGAUCUUUCGCGAAAGGUCUCUGCCCUCAUCAUCGCUGAUGACUCACUCUACAGCGAUCCGUCAAUUGAAGGCGAAUCGUCAAUCCCGCAUGUGGAAAGCCAGGCGCAGGCACUCAAACAUCUUUCCCAGAAUCGAUUUGAAUGCUGUACCUGCACGGAACGAUAUCGAUGGGACAAGAUAACCCAGCUUGCCUGCGGGGAUUACUAUUGUACGCCAUGUCUCCGCCGUGUGAUCCUCCGCGCUGUCACCGAAAGGGACCUGACCUAUCUGCCACCGCGAUGCUGCCGCACCUCAAUCCCCAGAGAGAUUAUCGAGACGCUACUGUCUGCAGAGGAGAAGUCCGAGUUUCGACUCGCCGAGCUGGAGAAGGAUACGGUCGACAAGACUUACUGCAGUGGGUCACAGUGCGGCAAGUUUAUCCCGCCAAGCGACAUCUACGCUGGGGAGGCCAAGUGCUAUGCUUGCGGCGCGACCACCUGCAGUCUCUGCAAGAAUUCCUCCCACCAAUCCGACUGUCCCAAGGAUCAAGCGCUGCAAGCGACGUUGGAGCUCGCAGUCGCUCAGCACUGGCAGCGAUGUUACUCCUGUAAAGCUUUGGUUGAGAUCAAGCAUGGUUGCAAUCAUAUAACCUGCCGCUGUGGUGCAGAGUUCUGCUACCUCUGCGGAGCUUCUUGGCGAACCUGCCGCUGCCAGCUCUUCACGGAGGCCAAUCUUCUUCGCAGAGCGGCACAAGUGGUCGAUAGGGUAGCGCCAGCCGCUCUUCAUGCACAGGAGCGUCAGCGUCAAAUUGCGCGGAUGCAGCACAACCUACGCACCGCAGAGGAAUGCGACCAUAGCGGUGGCUACCGGAACUUCGAGCAAAUCGAAGGAGACCGAGAGCAACCCUUCCGAUGCGAUAUGUGCGAUGCUCAGCACUGGCUCUUCAUUCUUCGAUGCAGGCGUUGUCACAUAGAUAUUUGUGUCAGAUGCCGCCAUAAUCGCAUUUGA